AUGCGGCUCUCCCAGGGCCCGGCCCGGCCCGGCCCCUCCGCGCCCCGCCCCGCGCACGCGCGGAGCCGCCACCGCCCCUCGCCCCAUUGGCCGCGCUCCGCCCCCCUCCCCGCCCCGCCGCCGCCGCGCAGGCGUAGUCGCGGCCCUUUCGGGAAGGUUCUGUGUCGCACCAGCCUUUCCUUCCUCCGCCAGGGAAAUCCUGUCCGGUGCCCACUUUCACCGCUGCCUCCUGCUCUGCCUGCUCCUGCUUUCAGCAUGGUAAAGAAGAACACUAUCCCUGAUGGAUGGCGGAGUUUGACACCAGUUGGACAGCCUAUACCAGGAACGAGAUUUAUUGCAUUCAAAGUACCUUUAAAAGGGGCAAUUAACCAGAGGCUUACCCCAACCCAGAAAUUUACACCAAAAGACUUAAUUGCUGCAAUGAAAGCCCUAAAUGUAGAGCUUGGAUUAAUUAUUGAUUUAACAUACACCACACGAUACUAUGAAGUUAAGGAUUUACCUAAAAGUGUGCAGUAUAAGAAACUUUAUACUGUUGGACUGGAAGUCCCUGAUAAUGCUACUAUCCUACAGUUCAAAAAGUGGGUCAGAAAAUUCCUUUGGGAAAAUGCAGGAAAUGAGAAACUCAUUGGCGUGCACUGUACUAACGGAAUUAAUAGAACUGGCUAUCUUAUAUGUAGGUAUCUUAUAGAUGUUGAAGGCUGGGAUCCAGAGGCAGCAAUUCAGGCUUUUGGUGAUGCCAGAGGUCACCGCAUGGAUGGCCUUGUGUAUCUCACAGAUCUCAGGACGCAGCCGAUGCGAAGUAACCUUGGAAUGGAUGUAUGGGAUGCAGAUGAAGAUAUUAUCCCACCACCACAUGCAAUGGAAGGAUCUGUAGAGCGGUUCCCAAAUGAAGAUUUUCAGGGGUCUGGGAAAAGAUUAAGAAUUUAUGAUGACCACACUCACAAUGAUUUGCAAGGACAGAUGCAAUUGCGAGAUUUUGACUUCGUUAAUAAGGGGCCUGGACAAAGACGAAGACCAUUUCAUGAGCAUCAAACUCAGGAUGAAUUAAGAGCAUCAGUGCAGAUGAGAAAUUGGGACUACAAUAGGGGACCAGAACAAAGAGCCUUUACUGAUCACCAGUUUUAUGAUGAUUAUCAAGAAGACCCGCAGCUGAAGGACCUAGACUUCAGUAGCAAGGGACAUGGACAGAGUUUAAGACCUUUUCAUGGGCACCAGUUUCAUGAUGAUUUGCAAGCAGACAGACAGUCUUUUGACUUCAGCAGAGGACGGGAACAGAGGCAGAGAUCCUUUCCUGACCAUCCAUCUCCUAAUGAUUUCCAGGAAGACAGGCAGUCAAAGGAUUUUGAUUUCGGUGGCAGGGGCCGUGGCCAGAGGCGAAAACUGUUCCAUGACCACCAAUCUCAUGAUGAAUUUCAGACUCAAAUGCAGUUAAAAGAAUUGGAUUCUGCCAGUAGAGGUCCUGGCAAAAGACUAAGAUCCUUUCAUGACUAUGAGUCACGUGAUGGGUUGCAAUCACAGAUGCAAUUGAGAGAUUUUGAAUUUCUUAAGAGGGGUCGUGGGCAGAGGUUGAGACCUUUCAAUGAUCACCAGCCUCGUAAUGACUUAAAAACAGAGAUGCAGCUGAAAGAUUAUGAUAAUAAAGGUCCUGGACAAAGGUGCAGACCUUUUCAUGACCCUCAGCCUUAUGAUGGCUUACAGGAACAGACUCAAUCAAAAGAUUUUGAUUAUGGUAAUAAAGGGCACGGGCAAAGACCAAGACCUUUUCAUGAUCAUCCAGGUCACAAUGACUUGCCGCAUGAAUGGUGUUCAGACAGAAGUCAGUCCUUUCCUUCCCACGAAAAUGUACCAGAACCUCAUUUCUCCUCAUCUCCUUCACUUCACAGAGAUUACGGGUCUGAUAAUGAUGACUUUAACAGAAAUUACAGUAAUCGACCACAUUGUCCUGAAGACAAUAGGAGAGUGCAUCCCUCAGAGGAAUUUCAUAGAGGAAAAAACAGAUUUGCACCAUACUCUUCACGAACAAUGCACCCAUCUUCAUCCAUACACCAAGAAGAUAGUUCAAUAGACUAUGAAAGAAAGCCUUUUCAGGGUGAAACUACCAGUGGCAUGGAACAAAGUAAAAGAUUAGCAGUUGUAACAGUUGAUUACAAUUAUGGUCUGCCACUAGACUGUGGACCUGAAGAGGAUGAGAGAUCCCAUUAUGAUUUACCACCAAGAGACCGCUACAACUGGAACUGAAUAAAAAGGACAGUGUUUGCUCAGCUUAGAAUUACUUUUACCCAUUUUAUUUUGUAUGUGGACCAAUUUUUUUUUAAGCAAAUUAGUUAAAUGAAACUUUCAGUAGUAAAGAACAGAUCUCUAUUGUAAGAUUAGCUUCUACUGAUAUUUGGUUCUUUGAAUUUAUUAGGCUGUAUUUGUUAAGUGUCAGUGGAGACAAUGUCUCUGUACACAUGGAAUUAAAGCAGUCCUUCCUUUUAGUAAAAUUGCAACCCUGAAAGAAAUAACCCCUUAAAACAAACAACUUUCUGAGUGACUGUGUUUGUUUUUUGUUUUGCAGUUCUUUAAAAUAUAUGUGAUUUCCAGAUGCAUAAUAAAACACUGCACUAUCAGGUAGACUAGCAUUGAAAUUAUAGGGAUAAUACUUAGAAAUUAAUGAAGCCAGGUUAUGUACAGUUUUGAAAACAGAACUUUGAAUUACUGCUAAAAGUCACUGCAGCACCACAGUUUACUUCCAUAUAAUCUGUACUAUCCACUGAACUGGCCUAGUUGCAUUCUUUUUCAUAGCAGAAUUUUUCCCAGAUUGCUAAGAACAUGUAAACAAGUGGAAUUUGAAUAUUCUAAAUGUCAAACUUGCUUUUCGGUAAUUGCAAUAUCUCAUCCUGAUUGUGUAUUUUUUUCCUGAUCCCUUAGGUUAUCUAUGUUUCAGAAUAGCCCACUGCAGGUAAAUUUCACCAGUUUCUCAGCAACAAAUCCUAAGGAAGGUAGGUCAUGUAUGUCAGCUUCACUGUCUCGACUGGCCAAGGGCACUGGUGCCCAUGUACUUACACCUCCUUGUUUGUCAGUCACACCUGCCCUACUCCUCAGUUCUGUUGUUUACUAGUUUCUUCUUACAGCAGAGCAAUGUAAUCAGAACAGCAAACUUGUUCAGGUGAGCUCCUUUUAAUGGUCAUGUAUUGAACAGUCUCCUGAAGUGCCUGUGGCUCUCACAAAGGUUGUGCAACAAACAGUAACUGAAUUUAUGCCAGUAGCUGCUCAGUAGCACCAAGAACUCCUACUAUGGAUAAGGAAAUCAUUCCCUAGGAUGGAAAACAGUAUUACUAUAGCACUUAGGUAAAUUAAAAUACCUACAUUUUUCAUUACUAUUACAUUUUAAUGAAGUAAUACUUGAAAGGGCAUCACAAUAAAUAAGGACAAAGGUAGAGCAUUAUAUUAAAAUUAUUCAAUGCAAUGCUACUUAAGUCAUACAGUUAAGACACUGCCUUAAAAGCAAAGCUUUAAAGCAUCAAGCAAGAGAGCAAGAGGGUCUAGGUAUACGCUAGAAAACUGGAAAAAAAAGUGUAUGUACCAAAACCCAGAAAAGUUUUCUUUUUUGGCUUUUAGUGAUGUCAUAAAACCCAGAUUUCUGAAUUCGUGGUUCUGUACUAAACAAGAACUAGAUUGGAGUAUCUUGUAACUCCUGUUGUUUGGUAACACAUGCAAACAGUUCCCCUAGUCAAAGGACUCCAUGGGUAUAAAUUCAUACUGCAAAUGCUUCAUUGCCUGUGCAACUGGUAGAACAACUUUGGCUUUGUUCAUUGUACAAAGUAAAUAGUUUUCUCAUUUUCACAGCAGCUUUGUAUUUCCCAUUAAAUUGUAUUUGCCAUCAAAUCUGAUGGUGAGCUUCAUUCAUGUGGUCUCAGGAAUUAAGCCCUGUCUAUAUAAACCAGUUGUGGAACUGAACACUAAAUGUUAUGAAAAGGCAUUUGUUCCUUCACUUGCCUUCCCUUUUUUUUUAAAACUUGAGCUGUAAGAUGAGAAUCUUUAUCUACACUUCUUUAUUUGGAAGCAAGAAAGAUCUGCAACAUGGGCUACUAUAGAUUCUUUUAAAAAAUCAACAAAAAACACCCUUCCUGGCAUUUUCCAGCAGGAACUCAAGAAUUACAGACUGCUAUUACAAGCAUUUGUUUGAGGUUUUUUCCUACUAUGUAUGCAGUAUUCAUAAAGUGAAUAAAGAGCAGAAAACAUUUGCCCAUUUGUAUUUUUGUUUUGGGGUUUGUUAUUUAGGAUUGCAGUGACCCUAGAGUCAAUCCUUUUACUACUUCAGACUGGAGACCUGCUGCAGUGGAAGGCUCAAUGAAGAAGAAACAUGGCAUAAGAAGUCAAGAUCAGCAGCAGCUCUUACCAGCCCUUGUCAGUUCCUGCAGGACCCUUUGAGGGUUCAGGUGCAAACAACCAGGUGGUGCAAUUCUGUUAUCUAACAAAACAAAUGUCACUUUCCUGCCUAUGUUGAAUGUCUGUCUUCAGGGAAUAUUGUUAGACAUGAUGUUUCCACAAGUGGUUUUGAGAAGACUAUAUGGAAAUAGAUAUAGUUUUGUUUGUGUAUUUAUUUAUUUAUAAUUUAGGAUAAGGCUCUCCACCCUAUUGUUCCUGAUGGAAUUAUACAGAACGAAGCCCACAUAAUGUAUUACGAAC
Camarhynchus parvulus is the source of this 4671-nucleotide messenger RNA. RefSeq lists its product as uncharacterized. Gene Ontology annotation, biological process: dephosphorylation. The record is from RefSeq and is a predicted model, not a curated record. NCBI's taxonomy places the organism in Eukaryota, Metazoa, Chordata, Aves, Passeriformes, Thraupidae. Bases 1 to 2238 code for a protein of 745 amino acids. The transcript has 12 exons. Gene Ontology annotation, molecular function: protein tyrosine/serine/threonine phosphatase activity; polynucleotide 5'-phosphatase activity.